This is a messenger RNA of Adelges cooleyi (spruce gall adelgid), 2545 nucleotides long. RefSeq names its product ATP-dependent RNA helicase DDX54. Gene Ontology annotation, cellular component: nucleus. Gene Ontology annotation, molecular function: ATP binding; RNA binding; RNA helicase activity. The transcript has 12 exons. The record is from RefSeq and is a predicted model, not a curated record. The coding region runs from base 130 to 2466 and encodes 778 amino acids. Lineage: Eukaryota; Metazoa; Arthropoda; Insecta; Hemiptera; Adelgidae.
CGUAAACACAGUUAUCACUUGGCACGUGGUUUCUGAUUGUCUUAAAGGAGUAGAGACUAUUGUAGACUAUACUUUUUUUUAUAAAAACAACUAUAUUUCUCAUUACAAAAUUUGGCGUUUCAUAAAAUAAUGGACGACGAAAAAAUAAUCGGCUUUAGCGACACACCGGAAGACGUGUCAAAGUUCGAUCUGAAACAGCCGCAUGGCAAAAGGUCUGGUGGCUUUCAAGCAAUGGGCUUGAGUUUUCCCGUAUUAAAAGGUAUACUGAAAAGGGGCUACAAAGUGCCUACGCCUAUCCAAAGAAAAACCAUUCCCAUUGCUUUGGAAAACCGCGAUGUUGUUGCUAUGGCUCGAACUGGUAGUGGUAAAACUGCUUGUUUUUUAAUACCAAUGUUUGAAAAACUGACACAACACACCGUGAACGGUCAUAGAGGUAUUCGCGCAUUGAUUUUAUCUCCUACACGUGAACUUGCCGUUCAGACUUUAAAAUUUGUAAAAGAACUUGGUAAAUUUACAAAUUUAAAAUCUGCCGUAAUAUUGGGAGGGGAUCCGAUGGAAGCCCAAUUCAGCAUUAUGCACAGUGCGCCCGACAUUGUAGUGGCUACACCGGGUCGAUUUUUACAUUUGUGUGUAGAAAUGACGUUAAAACUACCUUACAUUCAAUAUGUUGUUUUUGAUGAAGCAGAUAGGUUGUUUGAAAUGGGUUUUGGAGAACAGUUGACCGAAAUUAUUGCACGUUUACCAGAGAACAGACAAACAUUAUUGUUUUCAGCUACUCUGCCUAAAGUAUUAGUACAAUUCGCUCGAGCAGGACUCGCUGAUCCAGUUCUUAUAAGAUUGGAUGUUGAGUCUAAAAUACCGGAUACUCUUCACCUAGGAUUUAUUAGCGUGCGGCCUGAGGAACGCGACGGUGCUCUGUUAUGUCUUUUGAAGUAUGACGUUAAACCGGACGCCAUGACAAUAAUUUUUGCUCCGACAAAACACCACGUCGAUUUUAUUCAUUUGCUUCUGGAUCACCACGAUAUAUCCAACACAUUUAUUUAUUCAGACUUAGAUCCGACGGCUAGGAAAAUCAAUGCUGAUAAAUUUCAAACGGGCAGUGUUCGUACACUAAUAGUUACCGAUAUAGCCGCUAGGGGUAUAGACAUACCUCAGCUCGAUGUUGUAAUCAACUAUACUUUCCCGGCCAAAUCCAAACUGUUUGUACAUCGAGUCGGAAGAUGUGCUCGAGCUGGCAAGUCCGGCAAGGCGUACAGUUUGGUGACACGUGACGAGUUGUGCUACUUACUGGAUCUUCAUCUGUUCUUGGGUCGCCCAUUUAGACCAGUUUUAGAAACACCAAGGGAUGAAGACGAUUGCGACGGUCUCUUCGGUAUUGUUCCUCAAGUGUUGCUCGAAGAAGAAUUGGGACAAUUGACAAGCUGGUACACAUCGUCGAUUGAUGUGAUCAACUCUCAGAAGACAUGCGUGAACGGUUAUAAAAAUUAUAUCAAGUCGAGACCCGGAGCAUCAGCCGAUAGUGUUCGUAGAGCUAAAAAAAUAGAUCUAACAGCACUCUCCGAUCAUCCAAUGUUUAAGGAUGUUAUAGCGGCCGACAUGGGUCGUGUAAACAUUGUAAAUUGCAUUAAGAACUUUAGACCGGAUACUACUGUUUUUGAAAUGGGCCAGUCGACCAAUUCGAUUCAAGCGCUCCAAAUGAAAUUGCUGAGGGAACGUAAUUUGCCGAGCGUUGUCAACUACCAUAGGAAAAAGCGCGAACAACUCAAGGACCCCGAAGGCGUACACUUGACUAAAGUCAAUUUACCGUCGAGCAACCAAUCUGAAAUCAUAGAAACAUUUAACGACAUUAUUACACAACGACCACGCGUUACGGGUCAAAAAAAGAAAACUAAAAAAAAACCUCCAAUUAAGUCCGAACACUUUAUACCUUACAAGCCAGCCGAUGCGUACACAGAGGAAGGUUUGGCUGUUCACGAACUGAAAUCCAGUGAAGGAAUAUUGGAUUUGAUGGGCGAUUCCGAACAAUCGUUGGCUAAACAGCGAACCAACAAACGUAAAUGGGAUCCUGUUGCCCAUAAGUAUGUGAGCGCUCAGAGCCUCGAGAAAAAACAAGUGAAAAAGAUCAAAUCGGAAUCGGGCCAAUGGAUACCGAUUACGUACAAGAGCGAUAGAUACGAGAAGUGGCAAGAAAAAUCCAAGUUGAAAAAUUCUGCUAUAACAGGAGACGACAACGAUGAGGACGAAUCGAAAAAAAUAGCACCGCUAUUCCGAUUUAGGUUAGACACUCGAUGGGGACGUCACAAUGCGAAAUUACGAGAGAAAGAAUCUGAACAUAGAUUGAAAUUGGACACCAAGCAUAUUCUAAAACAGAGAAUAAUCAAGGAACACCGAAGACAAAAGAAUGGAAGAAAACCGGCGAAAAAAGAUAAAAUUAAGAAAAAGAGCGCUAAAUUUAAUAAAGUUUAAGUUUAUUUUCCAAACUACAUGUUGUGUUAUUACGAAAAUUUGUUUAGGUAAAUGAAAUAUAUAUUUUAAGACUUUUAAA